AUGAAGGUGGAAGCCAACUCGUCCAUCGUCGAUUGGGAUGGCCCCAACGAUCCGGCCAGACCAAUCAACUGGCCGAGAAAGAAGAAAUGGCUGAACAUCUUUAGCAUCUCCUUCCUGACUUUUCUGACACCCUUGGCUUCUUCCAUCCUAGCUCCCGCUACGGGCUUGGUCCUGAAGGAGUUUCGUUCUACCAACAGGACUCUUGGCUCCUUCUCCGUCUCCAUCUACCUGAUCGGCUUCGGCCUGGGCCCCCUGGUUCUGGCUCCAGUGUCGGAAAUGUAUGGUCGCUUACGCGUUUACCAGAUCACCACGGCAGUUUUUGUUGUGUGGAACGUUGCCUGUGCUCUAUCUCCUAAUAUGGGCGCUCUCUUGGCAUUUCGACUAUUAGCUGGCCUGUCCGGUAGCGCUCCGAUGACUCUGGGAGCAGGGUCGAUUGGUGAUCUUUUUAUUCCACAAGAAAGAGGGUUGGUCAUGGCUAUUUGGGGUGUAGGGCCGCUCAUGGGCCCAGUGCUCGGACCCAUUGCUUGUGGCUACCUGUCAGAAGCUGCGGGAUGGCGUUGGGUUCUUUGGCUGGUGGCCAUCGUGUCAGGUGUCGCGCUGAUCUUCACUCUGCUGUUCCAGUCGGAGACUUACGAACCUGUCCUACUUCAGCGCGAAGUGGACCGGUUAAAAAAAGAGACUGGAAAUCCCGCCCUCUACGCCGAGAAGGCGCCUAGAGUCAAUGCAAAGAACAGCAUAGUUCAAUCCAUCGUCCGACCGCUGAAAAUGCUUUUCUUUUCUCCAAUCGUGGCUCUGUUCUCAACGUACAUCGGAAUUGUUUUCGGCUACCUCUAUCUGCUCUUUACUACCAUUACCCACAUCUACGAGACUACAUACCACUUUAGCCAGGGUAACACUGGGCUGGUCUACAUCGGGGUUGGGGUGGGUGCUGCGAUUGGCAUGGUCAUUUUUGGCGCAAUGUCCGACAAGACCCAGAUUCGACUGACGGCGUGGAACAACGGUCAGGCAGAGCCUGAAUUUCGACUGCCACUACUGAUCCCGGGCAGCCUCCUGGUGCCCAUUGGGUUGUUCUGGUAUGGCUGGUCGGUCGACCAACAUGUGCACUGGAUCAUGCCCGUCAUCGGGUUGGGGUGGAUAGGCUUGGGAAUGAUUGCGACCUUCCUGCCUAUUCAGUCGUACAUGGUGGAUGCGUUUGGUCCAUAUGCUGCUUCUGCGGUGGCUGCAAACACCCUGGUUCGGUCGUUUGUUGGCGCUUUUCUGCCACUUGCCGGUCCCUCCAUGUAUGCUACUCUGGGGCUGGGUUGGGGUAAUUCGUUGCUGGGAUUUAUUGCUUUGCUUAUGCUGCCGGUGCCGGUCGUUUUCUACAAGUACGGCAAGAAGAUCAGGACGAAGUUUGAAGUUACCUUCUGA
Aspergillus saccharolyticus JOP 1030-1 is the source of this 1410-nucleotide messenger RNA. RefSeq names its product MFS transporter. NCBI's taxonomy places the organism in Eukaryota, Fungi, Ascomycota, Eurotiomycetes, Eurotiales, Aspergillaceae. Gene Ontology annotation, molecular function: transmembrane transporter activity. Bases 1 to 1410 code for a protein of 469 amino acids. The transcript is spliced from 3 exons. Gene Ontology annotation, biological process: transmembrane transport. The record is from RefSeq and is a predicted model, not a curated record.